AUGGCCCGCGCGGACCCAGAGGCGUUGCGCCGGCUGCGAGUCCAGGCGCACGUCGCGAGGGAAAUCAUUGCCCGGGAGGUGUUCAGACGCGAGCCGCAGAAGCAGGCCUGGCACGACCACUGCGACACCGUCCUCGGCGGCAUCCGCGACCCCAGCCGCCACGACGCGGCAGUCGGGCUGGCUCCCGUCUCGCGCUGCCCCCCGCUCGGCGUGCUCCGCGGUCGGCCGUGCGCCCUCGACGCCGCGCGGCGGCGGGUCAGCACGGUGCUGCACGAGUACGACCUCCUCGGCCCGCGCCUCGCGCUGCAGGCGGAGGAACCCCAGUUCGAGGGAAUCCUCGUGCAGGUGGCGGGCGCCGCGGACCUAAGCGUGGAGGAGCCGCGGCAGCCGCUGAGGGAGCUCGUUGAACGAACCGUUGAUGCGGAACCCGUCCUGAAACGCCUGCGGGCGUGUCACAGUUUCCCCGAACGGGCCAUUUUUGGGGACGCCGCAGCGUGCCUCCGAUGGAUGGACGACCGAAGUGCGGCCGAGGCCCCGCCGCCGCCAGGGGCCCGUGCGAUGGCGGGGCCCCGCUUCGAGCGGAGGCGCCGCGCUCCGCGGAGGAGAGCGGGCGAGGGCGUGAGGUGCAGGAGCGGGCUCGGUGGAAACCUGAUCGGGCUGCUCGAGGAGAUGGGAGCGCCUUCCCGCGAGACUGCGCAGGUGCGCAAGCACCCGGAGCGGGCGAAGGACGGCGUCACGGGCUGCGCACGCAUCAACACAGUGAGGUCGCACCUGCGAGUCAUGGAGACGAUGCGCGGGUGGCUCGUGCCCGCGCACGGAGCCCCGUGGCCCGCGAAGAUCGUGCACUUCAUCGAUUACGUGCGCGCCAGGGCGGCCGAGCCGCGUGGGGAAGGGGCCGCUCUUUUCCCCAGCGCGUUCAUCGGGGCCUUGGAACGGCUGGUCUUGGACGACGGCCUCGCGCCGUACCUGCGCGGGGUGACGUGGCUUCGUCUCGUCAAGGAUGCGCCGCCGCCAGCCAUGUGGGGCGAUAACCUCAAGACCAUUCCUGAAGGCGUGGACGGCAAGGCCGCCCUCGAGGAGGUCAGGGCGCGAGUCUUCGGAAGAGAUGGGCCGGCCCCUGGCUCGGCGGAGAGCUCGGUGGCCUACCUGCGGUCGGAGCACAUGCUCGUGCGCUUCCUCAUCGCGAGGAAGUGGGACGUGGAGAAGGCCACGGAGAUGCUCCGGGACCAUUACAAGUGGCUUGCCGAGAAGAACAUGUCAAAGCUGCUACAGGACCCCUUCCCAGAGGAGCAGCACAUCAAGAAGUUCUACCCGCAGACGUUCCACGGGACCGACAAGAUGGGGCGCCCGAUCUACAUCGAGCGGCCCGGCCACAUCGACAUGCCGCGCCCUUCGGCGCCUCGGCACUCGCUCUCCCGCUCCUGCUCCCCGCGCCCCGCCCGUCUCCUUCGCCCUCCUCCUCCACCUCUGUCGCCAGUUGAGCUUUGGCGCGGUCUGUUCUGUCGGCAGCGUCACACACUUGUUGUCGUCGCGGGCCCAGCGAGCGCGCAUGGCGGUCGAGCGACACAAGCGGCCGUGCAGCGAAUUGUUGAAGAGAUGGAAACUGGACUAGGCGGCGGGCUAAGCAGCGUCACCCUCGAUCCGUGUGGCUGCGGGCUGGCUUGGCUACGAGGUACCGCGUUGCGGAUGCCAAGAGAGAUACGCGACGCAUUCCCCGCCUUGUUGUUGCCUUGA
Prorocentrum cordatum is the source of this 1734-nucleotide messenger RNA. The record is from the annotation of a GenBank genome assembly. NCBI's taxonomy places the organism in Eukaryota, Dinophyceae, Prorocentrales, Prorocentraceae.